Paralichthys olivaceus (Japanese flounder) is the source of this 1647-nucleotide messenger RNA. RefSeq names its product vitronectin b (gene vtnb). The record is from RefSeq and is a predicted model, not a curated record. Gene Ontology annotation, molecular function: extracellular matrix binding. Gene Ontology annotation, biological process: cell adhesion mediated by integrin; cell-matrix adhesion. Lineage: Eukaryota; Metazoa; Chordata; Actinopteri; Pleuronectiformes; Paralichthyidae.
UACCAAUCGAUCAUUAUAUGCACAAAACGCAGCUCCCCGAAGUGGGACACUUAGUUCACACUCAUCAGACUGCAGUACAAGGAAGAGUGUACUGUUCUCUGCUGAAUUUUAAUUCCUUUGUUUUAUUUUGUUGUGUUUGAGGGUGGAGUAUAUUCUGUGAGGCGACAUGAAGCCAGCAGUGACUCUGCUGGGCCUCGUCGUCCUGCUGGACGUCACCUUUGCUGCAGAAAGGUCCUGUGUGGAUCAAUGUGGCUCCUUUGAUCCAGAGAGGAAAUGUCAGUGCGACUCCAUGUGUGUCUACUAUAGAAGCUGCUGUAAAGACUUUGACACCGUCUGCCCCAAGAAGGUUGCCCGGGGCGAUACCUUCGAGGCAGAGUACGUCACAGAAACUGUGACGACUGCGGCUACAACUGUUGCACCAAUUUUCCACCCAACUGCAGCAGUUGUCACUCUCCCACUCAACGCCACACAAGGCCCCACAGCAGCUGCAGACCCUGACGCAGCGCCCUGCAGCGGUCGAGCUUUUGAUGCUUUUCUGCAGCUGAAGAAUGGCUCCAUCUAUGCUUUCAGAGGUGAAUAUUUUUUCGAGUUGGACGACAGGUCUGUUCUUCCUGGUUACCCCAAACUCAUCCAGGACGUGUGGGGAAUGACAGGACCCAUCGACGCUGCGUUCACACGCAUUAACUGUCAGGGAAAAUCCUACAUCUUUAAGGGCAACAAGUACUGGAGGUUUGACGGCGACGUCUUGGAUCAGGACUAUCCACGGCUCAUUUCUGUCGGAUUUGACGGCGUACCAGGCGACACUGAUGCAGCGUUUGCCGUCCCGGCACCAAGCCACCGUGGCAAAGAGAAAGUUUACUUUUUCAAAGGGCACAACUAUUACGAGUAUCAGUUCAAGCAUCAGCCUUCCCAUGAGGAGUGUGUCCGCAUGAGCAGGUCGUCGCCGUCUGUGCUGUUCACGAGAUACACGGAUCUCUUCUGCGAUCAGACGUGGGAGGAUUUCUUCACGGAGCUCUUUGGAAGCUCCUUAAGCAAUCCCUACACUGGCCCUCGGGUCAUCAGUCGGGACUGGCAGGGCAUCAGGUCUCCUGUAGAUGCUGCCAUGGUCGGGAGAGUCUUCCUCAGCCCCACACCCACGCCACGGCCCACUCCAGCAAUGAAGAGGCGGAGGAAGAGGCCCAGCAAGAAGCGUGGACAGCGAAGACGGCAGAGUCGCCAUGUGCUGUUCGAUGAUUUCUGGGGUUAUGAUGAUUUGUUUGAUUACGACUACAGUGACAUCGUCGAUGACAUCACCACACAGGAGCGCAAGAGCACUCCUGUUCAAAAUGUUUAUUUUUUCAAGCAAGAUAAAUACUACAGAGUGAAUCAGCAGACGAAACAAGUCGUCGCCGCCAUGCCGCCAUACCCACGAUCCAUUGCGAAAUACUGGCUGGGCUGCAAGUUCGAGGGGACACCAGAUGAAUCCAGAGCAGAGAAGAAAUAGGCUGCCUGAGGAAAUAGAUAGAAAUCCACUCUGUGUUUUAAAUACAAGUUUGUCUUGAAGUAAUUACAGUAUGAAUUAAUGAUUAUGUGAGUUAUUUUUGUUGUUAAAGCAUUUUGUUCCCAAUGAAUACCCCUCUAAUGUCCCCUGAGAUCCUGUGUUGACAA